AUGUACGACGAUUUCGAGCACCAGUACGCGCACGACGAUCGGAUACACGACGACGGCGUCGGGAGCGACCUCGAGGACGUGUACGACGACGCGUUCUAUCCGUCCAGCGCGUACAAGACGCCAAACGGCGCCAAGAGAGACGGCGACGCGGCGAUCACGGAUCCCGACGCGCGCGCGGACGUGCAACUGGAGGAUUACGACGACGCCGGCGACGGCGCGGAGUUUGGCGGCGGCGGCGACGACGACGGCGCCGUCGGCAUGGAGCAGGUCGCGGGAGGUAUGGAUGGGAUCGAACCGCUUCCGCUGGACGACGACCUCGAGGACGAGAACGGCGUGCGAGGGACGGUGGUGACGGCGGCGGGCGCUGCUGGGGUGACGUUUAAGACGCCGUCGGCGGCGGGGGCGCCGCCGCCGAACGAAAACGACCCGCCGAACACGAACGCGAGCAGCGGCAUCGUCGUGGACUGGGGGAAGACCGCGCAGAAGGGACGACGCCCCACCGACGUGGACGGACUUCCCGGCGCCGCGGUGAAGCCCGCGCCGCAGGCGCGGCCGAGGACCAAGCCGCGCGAGAAGCUCAUCAUCGACGACGUCACGGUGCUGUCGAACGAGCACAUCCGGAACCAGCUCAAGGACACGAGCGACAUCGUUCGCAAGCGCACGCCCGGGGCGCUUCGCUUGCUCGUGGACCCGCGCGACACGGACGUGCCGUUCGACCACCCGGACGACGUCGACGUCGACGGCUUGCCCACGGUGGGCUACUUCAAGGAGGGGUGGACCUGCGUCGUGCCGGAGGAGGCGUCCGUCGCGCACGACAUGAUCCGCGGCGAUUACAUGGACUGGGACCCGGUGAUGAACCACCGGAUGUCGCCGGAGAUGGCGAAGAUUCGCCGCGCGUGCGUCGCGCACCUGUGGAAGCGCGCGGGGGAGAAGUGGGGCGGCGGGUACGCCGCGGGCGACGCGGCGGCGGCAGCGGCGAAGGGGUCCACGGAGCGCGGCGGCGGAGGGUUCGGGUUCGACGACGACGGCGGCGAUUUCGGCGGCGGCGGCGGAGGGUUCGACGACGACGACGAUUUCGCGAUGCCGCCGCGGGACGACGACGACUUUAACGUCGACGAGCGCGGGACGUCGCGGCUGCGCGCCGACGCGGAAAACGCCGCCGACGUCGUCGACCGACUGGGGCCGCUCGGGUCGGAGCCGCCGACGCCGGCCAACGCGCCCAAGGGGGAUAUCGACUGGAGCGUGCACACGAAGCGGAUGCUGAGCGACCUCGCGCCAAGGUUGAAUACACCGCGGGCGAAGCCGGUCAAGGUGAGCGAGAUGCUGAAGGAUGUCGGGACGGAGACGAAGCCGUGCACCAAGUCGGAGGCGGCGCGCGUGUUUUACCAGGUGCUGGUGCUAAAGACGCACGGGUUCGUGGAGUUGGCACAGAGAGAGGACUACGGCGACAUCGACAUCGCCGCGGGGCCGAAGAUGAAGGACGUCGCGAAGGGGAAGACCGCGAAGGCGUGAGCGCGUCGUGCGUGGGGACUAAAUAGACGGCGCGACCCCGCGAGUGAGUAGCUUUCUUUCUGUUUGUGAUGAAACAUAAGGAAACGGCGGCGAAAGAAACGCUUC
This is a messenger RNA of Micromonas pusilla CCMP1545, 1617 nucleotides long. RefSeq lists its product as uncharacterized. Gene Ontology annotation, biological process: replication-born double-strand break repair via sister chromatid exchange; sister chromatid cohesion. Bases 1 to 1512 code for a protein of 503 amino acids. The record is from RefSeq and is a predicted model, not a curated record. Gene Ontology annotation, cellular component: cohesin complex. The transcript has a single exon. NCBI's taxonomy places the organism in Eukaryota, Viridiplantae, Chlorophyta, Mamiellophyceae, Mamiellales, Mamiellaceae. Gene Ontology annotation, molecular function: chromatin binding.